GAAGGGAUGCGAUUCGAAUUAUUAUGUCUUGGUUGUUAACUGGACUUCGUGUAUUGCUUAAUACUCGUCGUCCCCCUUCAUGUUGUGGGUUUGGUGGUCUAUUAAUUCUUGAAUUAUUCGAUCCAAAACCACCGUCACUUAUAGGAGUAGAAUUAUUUGAAGUUAUGUUUGAAGACAUUUAA
Funneliformis caledonium is the source of this 182-nucleotide messenger RNA. NCBI's taxonomy places the organism in Eukaryota, Fungi, Glomeromycota, Glomeromycetes, Glomerales, Glomeraceae. The record is from the annotation of a GenBank genome assembly.